Molecule: messenger RNA, 20596 nt
Organism: Porites lobata
Lineage: Eukaryota; Metazoa; Cnidaria; Anthozoa; Scleractinia; Poritidae
Source: the annotation of a GenBank genome assembly
CACUGGGUUAAUGCAAUGCAAAUCCAUUAACAGUGAACUAACUUCCUUUUUAAACUUCCUGUCUAAUAUAACAGUUCUUUUAUUUUUAGUGCAUUCAGCGCUGUCGAAGCUCCUAACAUGUUUCAGGCUGUGCUAUUGUACUUAACAAUUUUUUCUAAUUUGGUAAGUUUAACUGUGCCCAAAGGAUCAACGACUCAUUUGAGGGAGAUCGUAAUCGGAAGAUGUUGGGACUAUCAACGACUGAAGAGCCACGAGGUUACCAAGAAUUGCUCAAAAAUCUGGGGUAUAUUUUCCAAGGCAUUUGCCUAUAAGGACCCUUGCAGCGUUUCAUUGGCAGAUUAUAAGCCUUACUUUGAUGAAGUCGGCAUGGAUAUAGUAAAGCCGAACAAGGUAAUAUGAAUAUUCUCUAAUUAUGCUCAUAUAAUAUAUAAAUUAGUAUUUGUACUGUACCCGCAGAAGUCCUCAGAGUUGUGUAAUUUUAAUUUGACAGCCGCACGAGAGCCCAGACUGAGGCACAAUUACGGAAUUCAAGAGAAAUUUCGAUUCGAUUUGAACGCUAUAAACGUGAGCUCUCACUGAGCUCUCUGAGCCGUGUCGCAUUUUGAACUGAUUACAUCUUUGUACAUGCAUGUACUAAGAAAGUUCACACACUCCUCGUGACGCCGUUGAGAGAUUGACAACACUUACGUAAUAAGUUAACACAUACUGGCAACUUUUUGCAAAAUACAUUUCGGAAUUCAAAGGCUUUUUCAGAGGGCUUUUUCUUAAAAUUAAUUAGUGUUUACAAUUUAGCACUUAAAUCAAACUUAACGCUGACGCACGGUAACAGCUGAAAUAUUAAAGUGAAUAGCGCUUCUUUAAACAAGAAUAUAUUAGUAACGUAUUUUUUUGGCUCGAAUCUGAUAUAUGCGGCACGAAAGAAUAAUUAAAAUUAAAAUUAAUAAUAAUGAUGAUGAUAAUAAUAAUAACAAUAUAAUAAUAAUAUUAAUAUAAUUUUAAAAGAGAUUUCUUUAGACAUAAAACGGUAAAAACGAACGAUAAAAUCCGACCUUUCGGACAUUAUCAACAGUUCGGGAGUAUGCCAGUUUUGGAAGAAGCGAUGACGUCAUGAUUCUAUUGUUCUGCUAAAAAUACGCCAAAAUGGGAAAAAAUAAUCGCCAAAAACAAGGGAGCUUUUUUCAAAGCCUGUUCCAGGUACACUCGUUCAAUAUCCGGAACUUCCGAGCUAGCAGUGCUGAUGAAGAAGCCUUUUCCUUGCUUUUUGAAUGUCAAGAGCAGUUUCGUGCCACAUUACGGUAGUUAAAAUCGACAGUUAUCAAACAGCGUUCGAAGACGUUGCCGCCAUCUUGACGGGCAUCGAAUGUAAGUACAUGUCUUUAUGUUUAGUUUUCAGUAUCUUGCCGAAUUUUUACGAAAUCAAGACUAAUUUUCCUCAAAACUACAACGAGUAAAGUGUGUUCAGGCAAAGUUUCAUCGAUGGUAACAACCUAGUAAAAAUGGUAACCACACAUUGAAAAUUGCCAACGGACAGGAAGGGUUACUAUAUUGAUGGUUAUGCCUUAGUCUGUCUAUGUAUUUUUAGUUAUAUUAAGGGAUCAAGUCUGUUUUUGGUUGUGUUCACCGGCAAUGUAUGCGACUCUGAUCUAGGAAUCACUUUAUUGAUCCAGAUCAUGUGUGUGGAAUGAGUUUUAAAUCAGUGUGAGUAGGUUCUUAUAUUGAUUUCUUAUAUUUUGAUCAGGAUGUCGGUCCAAAAUGUAGACAAACAUCUGGACAUAUUACAAACAUGUUGUCGCGUUUGUGCCAAAAAGCUGGGAAAAGGAACGAGGAAGACAAAUGUUAAAUAUCUUCAGAACGACAUAUUUGUGCUCUGAGGGCAAAAUGUUGCUUUAGAUUCGCCUCAUGUUACUCUGUAAUAAAAAAUUUAAUGUCCAAAUUCAACCCUACCUCAGUAAAAUCAAACAUGUGUUUUUGUUUCUUUGUAGUGUGGUCACAGGCUUACCUACCACCACAAAAGCCCCUCCUCCCUCUCAAAAAUGGGUAAGAGGGAAACAUGUUGGAGGGGGGCUUAUAUACCUUGUGAGUGGAAGCUCACACUCAAUGACCAUUCAACCAUAGAAGAGACUGUGGCCCUUCAUUCAAGGGGCUGUAAAGGAGAUAGAUGAGGAAGGAGUCAUGGAAGUGGAGGCUUGUGAAGAUUUUCUUCACACAAUGUUCAAUCCCUUGCAUCAAAUAUUGUUUGUACUUUACAAAUGCCAAAUACAUAAUUUGUUCAGUCCCUGUGCUGUGCAAAGGUCAAUCUAAAACAGGAAAAAUGCCACACUCUCCCCCAUCAAUACCUUUGCAUGAGCAAUAAGCCCACAUUUUAUGUCAUAGUAUUGAAUAUGUUUGUAUUUGAAUAAAUCCUAAAUUAUUGAGAUUCUCUUGGUGAAAAAGCAUCUAUAUUAAUGUAUCGUCUUCAACAAAUCAUCCUCCCUAAUAAAUAAUACAUGAGAGAAAUCUCACAAGAUAACUAUUGAAAACCUAUGGCAGCUGCUACUGUCUUCAUUAUAUCAAUUAAGCUUUGGUUUUUGGUUUUCAUGUCCAAGAAGGUGUUAAAAAAACAAGAUUUUGAGAUAUAAGAGUGUGUAUAAUAUGCGAGCCAGCGAGCCAUGGCAGCGAGUCAUGCAGGUCAGAAUCAAAAACAGUAAUACGGAAAGAAUUAACUGUCAGGACCUAAAAUCAAAUGUUUAUUUACAAAAAACAAAAUGUAACAAUAAAUAACUUUUAUUACAAUCUUUACUCUGAUGUGUGAGCUUUGUUUUCUUGAAAGUGCUGUUCAAUAGAAACAUGAAGAACCGGCUAUGAAAAAGAACUUUGGAAAACUUAUGUUGUGUCCAUGCCAAGUGCAGUAAUCAUUAUUAUUUUGGGCCAAAACUUGUCUAAUAGAAUUGUUUGAGGGUCCCCACAGAGAAGACUUGAAAAGUGCUCCUCAAAGUUACAAUGCCUUUGGUUUAAAGGCAACUCCAGAGUUAAAAACAAUAAUUUAGUAUUAUUCGGAUGUAACAUCAAAUCCCAUACAAGAGGAUAUUUUAUAACAAACCAUAACCUUGUUGAUCUCUGACCUCUGGUCAAAUCCGGUGGACUACAAGACUAUAGUGUCCCAUUUUAAUCAAUAGAUCCAAAAGCAUGUAACAAGCAUAAUUCUUAGUUUUCCAAUAUGUUUAUCAAAUUCUAAAGAGCCUCUUGCAUUUGUUAAGCUUGACCAAAUAAUCAGUGAACUUCAGAAAGUGGAAUAAUUGAAAGCAAUAGGUUUUUUUGAAGCGGGACAAAAACAAAAAUGAUCAGGGAUGAUAAGUAAGAUUUUCACUUUGUGGGUUUUCAAGAAGAAAACGAGGGCACAAAUACCCUCAGAAAUCCCUUGUAAACCUGUUGUAUACCUGGACGGAACCGCUUCAAGACAUACACCAACAGAACAUCAUAUUCGAAAAAACUGAUAUUUUACUCACAAAUGACUCGCUUGCACCAAAACAAUAACCUGAAUUAUAGCCGUCUUCUCCGGCCAGUCGCUCACUCGCGGGAGAGAAACAGAAGCAACGGGAAAAAUUACAUUAACACUUACUGUGAAAGCAAACAUAAGGAAAUGAAUUAUAGAACAACUAACUAUUUAGUUGUUUCCAAAGCGUUCUUUUUUCCUUAUGAUAUAAAAAAAUAAUGAAAUAAAUAGGCACAAACUUGUUGGCGUGCUUACCUAUUUUCGAUGUACUGAUUACAUACGCAGUGAGUACGCAGUGCCUACUAAGCGCGCGAUAAGCGAAGAACUAUAGCGCAAGAAUGGUUACUCCCUGUCCUCAAGGUACUUCCCAAUUCAUAGUAACGAAAAGACAAAUAAAAGGCUCGAUAAAGCAAGAAUAAACGAGAAUUUUGGUCAAUACUCUCUCCUCUCCUCUCCCUUGUCCGCCAUUUUGUAUGUUUUGAAAAUGACCAUCGCCAUGGUGAUCAUGUUAUGGUUGGUGACGUAGACCAUUGUUUUCGCUUCUUCCAAAACUGGCAUACUCCCGAACUGAUCAAGGAAAAAUGUUUCUGAUCAUGCAAAUUACAGCAUUUAAAGGGAUGUGGCGCGAAAAUUAACAUAACAAGGUGCGAAGGUUAUGAAAAUACUUUUGCACGAAUAGAGUCUGAUUGCACGUUAAGGCUUGUCUUUAAGGUUCUUAUGAAAAACAUUUCGUACACCAAGCAGUCUAAUUUUUUCCCGCCUUUCUUAAGCACCUCGAAACGUUUGCAUGAUCAAAAACAUUUUUCCUUGAUAAUGGAGUCAUGACUACUCCGAAACGUCGGAUUUUAUCAUUCGUUUUUACCGUUUUAUGUAUUAACAUAAUAAUAAUAAUAAUAAUUAGUAUUAUUAUCAUUAUGAUUAUGACUAUAAAAGUAAUAAAGAUAUUAAAAUAAAAAUAAUGGUAUAAUAAUAAUCAAUUUUAUUGAUAACAAAGCUUACCAUUAAAACCUAAUUAUAUUUAAUUUCGUUUAAAAAACUUUUCAGCCAUAGCUUUAUUUAAAAUUCAUUUCGAUGAAAAAAAAGUCAUUUCAAUUAAAAACAUUUCAUUUCAAUUAAAAAAGGAUGAUGGCGAUGAUGAUGAUCAAUUUUCGACUCCAAUAUGAUGCCAGCUGAUGGCUAUAAAAAUUGCAUGCACUGUCACUCUAUCUUAAAGCGGUGGUUUAUUUUUUGAUGUAACGUUCUUGUUCAUUGACUAACUUGACUCGGUUGUUUGAUUGAUUUCGUGUUGUCCACUCAGAACUUUUAUCCUGUUUUUAACAAGUACAUUAAGAAAACCAACCUUUUUCAAUCCGCAUGUGCAGUGUUUUCAUUUUUUGCAAGGCUUCGAUUAAGGGGCACGAUGCUUUGCUCAUUUCAGCAAAAAUGAUAGACGUAUUGGCUCUAAAGUUAGGGUUGUUCUAGUUCUAUGCUGAGCGAGAAUGUUCUUCAUCCGGAAGGAAUCUGGUUAUCUAAGAUAUUAAGUAAUUUGUUUUUUAAAAAAUGCAACCAAACCCCGGUUUACGGAUACCCGCUUAAUACCGACAAUAAGAACAGUUUACCUUGUCCCUGGGGAAAGAAAGCCCUUACACUUUCUCUAAAUUCGGACACGCUGUAAAUACGGACCCUUUCUGUGCUCCAUCCCCCCUCCCCCUCCCUCCCCCCUCCUCCCCCCCAGUGUUCGUAUCAACGGAAUUUGACUGGCUGUACUUUAUUUCUUAUUAGAGCCUCUUCUGGUCAGGAACGUAUAAAGAAGCGCAUUUGUUCUCAGAUUUCGACUCCAGGUUUACAACUCUUGAAGAUACGAUGGCAGGGUAAGUAAGGAUGGCCGACACCUUGGACCAAUUUAAGUUGGUUCAUCACUCAAAUUACAAAGUGGAAAGGACGUGACGUUACAAGGAGUCCUCAACUGACGUGGCGCAUCGCUUCAUCAAUUCCUAUAAAUGGAAAUGCCCCUAAGUAACAGUAAAGCCGAUGUUUGGAGGACGAUGAAGGAGAUAACUGUCCACAAGCCGACUUCGGCCUGGAAAUGGAACACGGCCUCAUUCCAUUUAUUUAACCUUUCGUGUAGCGUUCACUUUUCUCUGCCAUGCCAAUCCUAACACUUCGUUGCACAGAAACGCUUAGGGGAAGUUUGCACGCGUAACAGGGGCAGAAAAGACAGGGGGAGGGGACAAAAAAAAGCAAAGGGAAAAUGGAGAGUGAUCGCCUGCUCACCCCAUGUUAAGGCGUUCGGAUUCCGGAAUCCAGGACUGAUUUUUGCUUGUGAAAUCCGGAAUCCUUGAAAAUUUUGCAGGCGGAAUCCGGAAUCCGGGGCUUUAGAAUCCAGAAUACAGCACAAGGAACGCGGAAUCUCACUAACGAUUGGAAUCCGAAAUCCAAGUUCCAUUGAUAAAGACUGGAAUCAAUUGUAAGUAACUGGAAUACGGAAUCCACCGCAUGGAAUUCAGAAUCCAAGACUGUCUUGGAUUUCCUUACAUGAUGACAGCCUGCUCUAAGAACCAGUUCUAUACCACUAGACCAUGAGUCAAUAUCGCAACUUUUAUUUGGUGUAGUUUAGUAGUUUAAUUUCCUCCCCCCCCCUCCCCUUAGCAAAUUUCACUAGUACGUACCUAUAGCAAUUAGCAACCUUUGUUUUGUGUUAUAGAUGGAUGGUGAAUAAUUUGACCUGGUGUGGGACUCAAGACAAUACUACAUCUGGGGAUGGUAUCGACUAUUCUUCUUGUCCAGCAAGUAAUAAAAACUGUGAUUAUAUUACUCACUUUUGGGGUCAAGCUUCUGAGAGGGUGAGUAGUGCCGCGGAAAAACUGAUCGUUUUCACAUAUUCAUCACUCAAUCCCAGCAGUUUGCAGGAUGUUGCAAGGCAGUGCAAGUUUGUAACUUGGUGCACAUGCCUAGAUGAAUGUCCCUGAUUCCCAUAAUUCUCCUGUGGUUCGAUGGUAGACCAACUAAACUGGCGACCAGGAAGUCAAGUCUGGUUCCGCAUUGCGCAGGGACGGCGAGGAGCCGGAGGCCUUGCGAGGGCACUUUAUUCGCCAAAGAAUAAAUACCUACUAAGAGGAUAGUCUCCCUUUCCUCUACAAGUCACUAGACGUCACUCCACCCCCUCUUCUCUUCGAAAAAUGUUCCGCCGUUCCUGGCCUGGUUGAUCAAAGCUGGAUAAAGAUAACUUUUGUAGAACUGGCGCGAACUUCGACUAAAUCUGAAUGCUAACAAAUCAAAUUCCUGACCUAUAUAUUCUUUUUGCCUAUAAAAUGGAUGCUCUAAACUGGCGAGUCAAAAUGAACAAAAGAAGCGCUUUUGAAAUUUGAGGAGUUCUUUCUGAUACAUGUGUAACGCCAGUAAUUUUUUUCCAUUUCAAUGUAGUUUGCUAAGAAAGCAAGUGGAAUUGUCACAGGGUGAAAUAAGGCGUUUCCGUAUUUCGGAAAUCUUGCGGAAAUCUGAUGGUUCAAGUUUCCGUCACAUUUCCGGAGGGCGGAAACACGUAAGAGCAAAAUGAGGUCGCGUUUCGCGUUUCCGCAGCGUUUCCGUUGGCUGAAAUGUACAAGGCCGUAUCAGUCGCGUUUCCGCAGACAAUUUUCUGCGGAAAUUUGGUAGCUUUUAUCUUCGGUUGAUUUAAUUUUAAGUAGGCGAUGUGCUGCCAAGGAUUUCUCGGCAACAGCACUAUUUUUAAUAUUUUUCAUAUAAUAAAAUUUGUUUUAACUGUACUGAUUACGCUUCAGGCAAGAUGAGGAAUCAUUGCAUUGACCUAAAAUAUCCGAAAGAACAGAGAUAAUCGCCUGCGCUAAACUACACGUCGUAAAUACUGGAAAAGUGAUAGAUGAUUCUCUCUGUCUUCCUUUUUUCAGAGAUUCAAAGAUGUGUCAUUAAAAUUACUAGCGCUCCAAACAUUGACGCGUAAUUUGAAACAAUUUAGAAACAGCCAAAUAAAUUAUAACGCUUGCACGCAUUUUGCCUCGCUCUGGGGGCGCGAGUGUUACGAGCAUGCGUGCCUCGUUUUCACGUUGGAUUUUGAAUCGCGCGCCCUUUUGAACAUUCUUCGCUGUCGGUUCGCCUUCCAUUUUGGUGGUUGUUCAUGCAGGACCAUUUUUUUGUCAAGAUAAGCGAGGAGAGUGUGAUAGAUUGCGGAGAUAGACUGCAGGGAGAAAUAAUACUUCGAAAAACUAUUUAAACGAAACGCCAAAUCCCAUGGAAGCGGUGAUGUAGGAGUUCAGUGUUCACUCUUCGCGACUCGAAUGCACCCUGAGUGUUUCAACCAUCAUUGAGAAGAAAGAACGCUUAUUUUAAACUGUGGAUCCUUGUUGUUUCGUAAGUACAUUCUGAAUCUUGUUUAAAUAUAUAGAGGCAUAUUUAAGUCUAUGUAAUAGCUUUGGGAGCAUUUCAUCGAUGUCGAUCAUAAAAAUCGUUUCACAUGUGAGCUUCAUGCGACAGCGAGUUGCUUCGUACAGAUCUGACCUUUGUAUGUUGCCUGUAGUUUCUUUGAUAGCAUAUUCCUGUAAAGCACGUCUUUGUCUGAUUUCUUUUACAAUAAAGACAUAGUUGCUGCAUGCACAUUUUAAUGGCGAAGAUGGCAGCCGUAAAAUACUUAAUCUGGAAUGAGGAAACGGAAUCACGGAACGGAGUACGGAAUCCAAUAGCAAUGACAGAAAAAUAUUAUAUAAAAAUUCCUUGACACUGAAAUGUACAAAACAUUUCCACUCCAAUUUCUGAGACUGUAGAUGUUUAUCACAAGGAUAAACCUGUACAAAAAUAAUAUUUAAUGUUCAUAUUAAUUUUUUGCAGACAACGUGCAUUUCCUUACUACCAAUGGGAAUUGUUCAAAAUUGAAAUAAAUGUAGUGCUUGUUACGAGACUUGUAGUGUUAAAAGGAACCUUUUCUCUUUGUGUACAUGCACAAUAACAAGUUUAAUAUGAUGGUGCAGAAAGGUUCUAAAAGUCACAAGAUUGUAGAGGGAUAUCAUUUCCUUACACUUCAAUUUGUCGUUAAGCUUCGAACACAAGGAUAACAGCUUUAUUUGAUGACAAAGCAACCUUCAUUGACACAAGUAAGACGCCCAUCUUUGAGUGGGAAGUUGCAAUUCUAUUUAUCCAUCUUUGAGUGGACUAAGUAGUGCUUGUGUCAAUGAUAUUUCAAAUGUUGCAACAGUCACCAGGAGAUAGACAAGAAUAUCAUUCAGGAAUAUAAAUUCCUUACACUUCAAUUUGUUGUUAAGCUUCGAACACAAGGAUAACAGCUUUAUUCAAUGACAAAGCAACCUUCAUUGACACAAGUAAGACGCCCAUCUUUGAGUGGGAAGUUGCAAUUCUAUUCAUCCAUCUUUGAGUGGAAAAAGCAGUGCUUGUGUCAAUGAUAUUUCAAAUGUUGCAACAAGAAGAUUUUUCAGAAAUAUAAUUUCCUUACACUUCAAUUUGUCGUUAAGCUUCGAACACAAGGAUAACAGCUUUAUUCGGUGACAAAGCAACCUUCAUUGACACAAGUAAGACGCCCAUCUUUGAGUGGGAAGUUGCAAUUCUAUUUAUCCAUCUUUGAGUGGACAAAGUAGUGCUUGUGUCAAUGAUGUUUCAAAUGUUGCAACAGUCACCAGGAGAUAAACAAGAAUAUUAUUCAGGAAUAUAAUUUCCUUUCACUUCAAUUUGUUGUUAAGCUUCGAACACAAGGAUAACAGCUUUAUUCGAUGACAAAGCAACCUUCAUUGACACAAGUAAGAUGCCCAUCUUUGAGUGGGAAGUUGCAAUUCUAUUUAUCCAUCUUUGAGUGGACAAAGUAGUGCUUGUGUCAAUGAUAUUUCAAAUGUUGCAACAAGAAAAUUUUUCAGAAAUAUAAUUUCCUUACACUUCAAUUUGUCGUUAAGCUUCGAACACAAGGAUAACAGCUUUAUUCGGUGACAAAGCAACCUUCAUUGACACAAGUAAGACGCCCAUCUUUGAGUGGGAAGUUGCAAUUCUAUUUAUCCAUCUUUGAGUGGACAAAGUAGUGCUUGUGUCAAUGAUGUUUCAAAUGUUGCAACAGUCACCAGGAGAUAAACAAGAAUAUUAUUCAGGAAUAUAAUUUCCUUUCACUUCAAUUUGUUGUUAAGCUUCGAACACAAGGAUAACAGCUUUAUUCGGUGACAAAGCAACCUUCAUUGACACAAGUAAGACGCCCAUCUUUGAGUGGGAAGUUGCAAUUCUAUUUAUCCAUCUUUGAGUGGACAAAGUAGUGCUUGUGUCAAUGAUGUUUCAAAUGUUGCAACAGUCACCAGGAGAUAAACAAGAAUAUUAUUCAGGAAUAUAAUUUCCUUUCACUUCAAUUUGUUGUUAAGCUUUGAAAACAAGGAUAACAGCUUUAUUCGAUGACAAAGCAACCUUCAUUGACACAAGUAAGAUGCCCAUCUUUGAGUGGGAAGUUGCAAUUCUAUUUAUCCAUCUUUGAGUGGACAAAGUAGUGCUUGUGUCAAUGAUAUUUCAAAUGUUGCAACAAGAAAAUUUUUCAGAAAUAUAAUUUCCUUACACUUCAAUUUGUCGUUAAGCUUCGAACACAAGGAUAACAGCUUUAUUCGGUGACAAAGCAACCUUCAUUGACACAAGUAAGACGCCCAUCUUUGAGUGGGAAGUUGCAAUUCUAUUUAUCCAUCUUUGAGUGGACAAAGUAGUGCUUGUGUCAAUGAUGUUUCAAAUGUUGCAACAGUCACCAGGAGAUAAACAAGAAUAUUAUUCAGGAAUAUAAUUUCCUUUCACUUCAAUUUGUUGUUAAGCUUCGAACACAAGGAUAACAGCUUUAUUCGAUGACAAAGCAACCUUCAUUGACACAAGUAAGACGCCCAUCUUUGAGUGGGAAGUUGCAAUUCUAUUUAUCCAUCUUUGAGUGGACAAAGUAGUGCUUGUGUCAAUGAUAUUUCAAAUGUUGCAACAAGAAGAUUUUUCAGAAAUAUAAUUUCCUUACACUUCAAUUUGUCGUUAAGCUUGAACACAAGGAUAACAGCUUUUCGGUGACAAAGCAACCUUCAUUGACACAAGUAAGACGCCCAUCUUUGAGUGGGAAGUUGCAAUUCUAUUUAUCCAUCUUUGAGUGGACUAAGUAGUGCUUGUGUCAAUGAUAUUUCAAAUGUUGCAACAGUCACCAGGAGAUAGACAAGAAUAUCAUUCAGGAAUAUAAAUUCCUUACACUUCAAUUUGUUGUUAAGCUUCGAACACAAGGAUAACAGCUUUAUUCAAUGACAAAGCAACCUUCAUUGACACAAGUAAGACGCCCAUCUUUGAGUGGGAAGUUGCAAUUCUAUUCAUCCAUCUUUGAGUGGACAAAGUAGUGCUUGUGUCAAUGAUAUUUCAAAUGUUGCAACAAGAAGAUUUUUCAGAAAUAUAAUUUCCUUACACUUCAAUUUGUCGUUAAGCUUCGAACACAAGGAUAACAGCUUUAUUCGGUGACAAAGCAACCUUCAUUGACACAAGUAAGACGCCCAUCUUUGAGUGGGAAGUUGCAAUUCUAUUUAUCCAUCUUUGAGUGGACAAAGUAGUGCUUGUGUCAAUGAUGUUUCAAAUGUUGCAACAGUCACCAGGAGAUAAACAAGAAUAUUAUUCAGGAAUAUAAUUUCCUUUCACUUCAAUUUGUUGUUAAGCUUCGAACACAAGGAUAACAGCUUUAUUCGAUGACAAAGCAACCUUCAUUGACACAAGUAAGAUGCCCAUCUUUGAGUGGGAAGUUGCAAUUCUAUUUAUCCAUCUUUGAGUGGACAAAGUAGUGCUUGUGUCAAUGAUAUUUCAAAUGUUGCAACAAGAAGAUUUUUCAGAAAUAUAAUUUCCUUACACUUCAAUUUGUCGUUAAGCUUCGAACACAAGGAUAACAGCUUUAUUCGGUGACAAAGCAACCUUCAUUGACACAAGUAAGACGCCCAUCUUUGAGUGGGAAGUUGCAAUUCUAUUUAUCCAUCUUUGAGUGGACUAAGUAGUGCUUGUGUCAAUGAUAUUUCAAAUGUUGCAACAGUCACCAGGAGAUAAACAAGAAUAUUAUUCAGGAAUAUAAUUUCCUUUCACUUCAAUUUGUUGUUAAGCUUCGAACACAAGGAUAACAGCUUUAUUCGAUGACAAAGCAACCUUCAUUGACACAAGUAAGAUGCCCAUCUUUGAGUGGGAAGUUGCAAUUCUAUUUAUCCAUCUUUGAGUGGACAAAGUAGUGCUUGUGUCAAUGAUAUUUCAAAUGUUGCAACAAGAAAAUUUUUCAGAAAUAUAAUUUCCUUACACUUCAAUUUGUCGUUAAGCUUCGAACACAAGGAUAACAGCUUUAUUCGGUGACAAAGCAACCUUCAUUGACACAAGUAAGACGCCCAUCUUUGAGUGGGAAGUUGCAAUUCUAUUUAUCCAUCUUUGAGUGGACAAAGUAGUGCUUGUGUCAGUGAUGUUUCAAAUGUUGCAACAGUCACCAGGAGAUAAACAAGAAUAUUAUUCAGGAAUAUAAUUUCCUUUCACUUCAAUUUGUUGUUAAGCUUCGAACACAAGGAUAACAGCUUUAUUCGAUGACAAAGCAACCUUCAUUGACACAAGUAAGACGCCCAUCUUUGAGUGGGAAGUUGCAAUUCUAUUUAUCCAUCUUUGAGUGGACAAAGUAGUGCUUGUGUCAAUGAUAUUUCAAAUGUUGCAACAAGAAGAUUUUUCAGAAAUAUAAUUUCCUUACACUUCAAUUUGUCGUUAGCUUUGAACACAAGGAUAACAGCUUUAUUCGGUGACAAAGCAACCUUCAUUGACACAAGUAAGACGCCCAUCUUUGAGUGGGAAGUUGCAAUUCUAUUUAUCCAUCUUUGAGUGGACAAAGUAGUGCUUGUGUCAAUGAUAUUUCAAAUGUUGCAACAGUCACCAGGAGAUAGACAAGAAUAUCAUUCAGGAAUAUAAUUUCCUUAUACUUCAAUUUGUUGUUAAGCUUCGAACACAAGGAUAACAGCUUUAUUCGAUGACAAAGCAACCUUCAUUGACACAAGUAAGACGCCCAUCUUUGAGUGGGAAGUUGCAAUUCUAUUUUAUUUUAUCCAUCUUUGAGUGGACAAAGUAGUGCUUGUGUCAAUGAUAUUUUAAAUGUUGCAACAGUCACCAGGAGAUAAACAAGAAUACUAGUCAGGAAUAUAAUUAUUUCUUUACACUUCAAUUUGUUGUUAAGCUUUGAAAACAAGGAUAAAAGCUUUAUUCGAUGACAAAGCAACCUUCACUGACUCAAGUAAGGUGCCCAUCUUUAAGUGGGAAGUUGGAAUUAUUCUAUUUAUCCUUCUUUGAGUGGACAAAAUGGUGCUUGUGUUAAUGAUACUUUCAAUUUUUACAAAUGCCACAAGGAGAUCAACUUGAUGAUUACACAGUUUUUUUAUAUUGUUACACUUUAAUUUUGUUUUGUGCCUCAAGCACUUGGAUAACGGCUUUAUUCGAUGAUAAAAGCAACCGUCAUUUUUUAAAUAUUUUUCAUUGUAAUGCACUACCAUAAAACUGCCUGAUUUUAAGCUCUCUAGUUUUUUUAGAACGAGGCUGUUACGAUACAUGUAAUACAUGUAUUAUUAUUUUGAUAUAAAUAUUUGACAUUUUUUUUGUCUUUAUUUCUUUGAGGUAUACUGAUGUGGAGAACAAAAACAUUGAGGGUAUUUUGGUUAAUGAAGUGAGGGGGAAUUUUGGGUGAAAGAAAUGGCCCAAAACAGAGAUAAAAGGUAAGUUGUACACUUUUCUAAGUUUCUUGAAUUUCUUACAGUGAAACCCCGCCUUACAGCCACCUCGGUAAUACAGUCACCUUGUUAUUACAGCCACUUUUUUUGGCCGCCUGGCAAAAACCACCAUACAUUUUCUUGUAAACAAACCCUCAUUAAUACCGUCACCCCAUUAAUACGGCAAAACUUUUUUGGCCAAUUGAUGACCAUGUUAACGGGGUUCCACUGUAGUUUCUUGGUGUUGCCGACAAGUGUAAUCCCCUAAUGACAUAAAUACAAAAGAUGGAAAAGCCACUAAAUAAUACCCACACCAAAAACAGGAGCAAACCACAAUACUUUUAGCAACACCAAGAAGCACUCUUCAUUCCUUUUCUACAGACCUGCACAUUUAACAUGCUUUCCUUUUGCUAGGGGCCAUUUUUCAGCACUGGAGUCAGAGAAGUAACCGUGCAGAUGUGGUAAGGCAGUAAAAUGGAAAACUUGAAGAACACAGAGUUCAGACAAGAUUCCAAUUUGAGAGCUAAAAAGGUAGGUAAAAUACAUGUACAUUAUUUUGUUAAUGCUUGCAGUGCAAAUAUUUUUACUGUGUAGUUUAAGUCAUCCACUUAGUGAUUUAUUUAGCCUGUCCUGCAACAGAGCUGUGCUUUGGCAGUGCCUGGUGGCCCCUGUUGCAUUACUGUUGCUCUUGGGCGACAAGGAAGUCUUAGUUUGUUCAAACACAUUCAUCCUGGGUACCUGGAUCUUUCAGGUUAAGGGCACAAGGCUCUUUCAUUUUUUAAGAACACAACACAUGUUUUGCACGUUUGUAUUAUGCAUACAUAAUUAAUGAUUGUUAUAGAAUGCACUAGGGCCACACCCUACCCCUUUGACAUUUUUAAUGUUAACAGUGUCCUUUCCAUUUAUAUGCAAGGUUUGAUUGUAGUGUAAAUUGCUCAGAGUAAAGAGCAAGAACCAAAUCUAAAGAUUCAAAAUAGUUAGGGUGACUAUUUUACCAGACUAAACUGUUACUGAAGAACGUAAAUGUUAAUUAAAUGUUUAUCAUAGUAGUCAUGCCACUGUGACUAAAUAAGUUUUUUUGGUGUUCAGAAAUUGACGAAUCACACAGACGUGUUGGACAAGGCACAACUUUCUCCAGAUGACAAAGCCAAAAUAAAGGCUUUAUUAGACCUACACAAUGCUAUCCAAUUUAUGUCUUUGGAGGAGAGUGAAGACAAUGAAGAGAGGGCCAAUGAUCCACAACCCAGGUACAUCAGGCCACUAUGCUCAGAGAGGUCAAAGCUAAGAAACAUCAAUGCUGUUCUUGACGCCUUUUGUGAGGCUUGCAUGUCAAAGAGGCAAAGAAAGAACAGCCGGGAAAAUAACCAGAGAGGUUGAUAAAUACUUGUCAGACAGACCAGUACCAACUAACUGCCCUUCAUGGGCAGGAUGCCAAUAAUAUCAAAGUAACAAAUUGCUACAGUGAUCGCUACUAUGGCAACUGGGAGUAAUAAGUCCAAAAAUGACGCCGUGUGCGUGAUGUCCAGUAAAAUAAUGAGCUUUAGCCGAAGCACAAAAUGUGAUGGCUUGUACAUGAGUAUAAAAUUCUACUUUUCCCCUAUUUUUCACUGGUUUAAAACCUAUUUUUUUUUUUCUCUUAAUCAAGAAGGUAUUUGACACUUCUAGUUCACUGGGCAAUAAUUCAGUCUUCCCUGCGUUUUACUAACAACGAAACCAAAUGAGCGAAAAGCCCUGUAGUGACUUUUGGGUGCCACUUGCAUAAAGUUGAAAUUUGACGGGCAACAGUAACAUACUCUCUUCAGGACUGUAACCACGACCACCAUAGUAGAGGUCACUGUAGCAAUUUGCUUAAAGUGCCUAAUGUAUUAUUGUGCCUUUAGUCAGGAUGAUCCUGUGAUGAUCAACUCUAACUAAAUUGCACAAUCUUAUUGGAAAGAAGCCUCCCACGCAGUCGUUUUUAGGUGGGCUCGUAUUUCUUCCCUCCCCACAAACGCCUGCUCAACUGAAGACAACAUUCCUUUCCCAAGCUUAGCCAAUCACAUUGUACUUUCCAAAUUCUAGAAAGUUGACCUUGACCGCAAGGUAAUCUGAUAAUUACUCAAUCUGCAUUAAACACUGGGAAAGCUUUCUGACCUGCAAUAAAUGUUAGAUUCAGAGCGGCAAAAAUAAGAUUUAGUCAAAAUUCAGAAUACUCCGUGCACUGCAUAACCUUAGUGAAGGAAAGAAAAGAAGGAAAACGGUAACUCUAGGGUCACGUUCACUCGUGUUUAGCCUGUCAACACUUUAUUGCACAAUUGUUGAUUGGUCACUUACCACGCAAAUAAAGCAAUGAGAAAGGAAUGUUGUUUUCCGUUGAGCAGGCGUUUGUGGGGAGGGAAGAAAUACGAGCUCCCCUAAAAACGCCUGCGUGGGAGGGUAAUUGGAAAGGUGAUAAGAGUUUUAUUCUAAAAAAGUCAAUCUUUACUCGACUGUGUUCAUUAAAAUUGCUGAAAUUACAGGACAGUCAAUGGAUUAUCCUAAAACUAUAAAACAGGGAGUGUAAGAUAGAUGCAUUGUGAAAGUGAGUCGCUUGUUAAAAGUGUGCAGUUUGUCAUUACUAUUCAAACUCAGAUGUAGGCAAAUUCUCGUAGACUACUUUGUAUGCCACAGCCAGGUCCAAGUUGUAGCCAUGCACUUACAGCAGAGUGGCGACAAUAAGUGAGAUACAUGUGUAGAGAUGUUGGCUUAUACAUUUGUAUAUAAAGCCUAUGGCUAGUUUUGUUUGCAUCACUAUCGUCGUUGUAGCAUCAGCCUGAUACUCCCCAAUAAUGGCCUCUCAUCAGUUUGUGUAGGCUUUAACAAUAAUUUUGGGGAUGAUCCACCAAGUACUGGUACUUGCUAAUAAGAAUUAAGGCAGCAGUUUAGAUUUCCUAAUGGGAUUUUAUGCAGUCUUACAUGUAACUAAGUAAGACUUUCAUUUGUAAUAAUAUUAUUUUUCUUAUUAAAUUAUGUAAUAAUUUUGCCGUGAACUACUUCUUUGAGUUAUUUUGGAAUGGAAAUGCACGUUACUUAUAAUAAUGUCAAACCUCUUUAAUACGAACACUAAAGGGACAGAACCAAGUGUCCGCUUUAUAGAGGUGUCUAUAUUACAGAGGUAGGGAUUGCAUGAUUUUUGGCUUUUCUGGGACCAAACGAACUGUCCGUCGUAUAGAAGUGUCCAUAAGAAGAGGUUAGACUGUAUAAUUAUUAUGUUAAUCUAAUCAUUUCAAGGAAAAAAUUUUGAAUUUUGUCAAUUCUAAAAGGAUUAUUUAAUAGGCCAUUUCUGAGUUCCCAGGGCCUCUGUUUCAAAACGAGGUUAAGUGCUCAGCCUUUGAUAUGGAAAUCAUUUUUCAUUCUCGUGCAAAUAAAACUCAUUUCACAAGAAAGGUUGCGCACCUCGCCUCAUUUUGAAAGUGAGGGUUUUUGGAACUCGGAAGUGGCCUAUUGAAAUUGAAAAGUUACAGUUUUGGAUAUAGAAAAUAGGAAUACAUUGUAAGGAGUCUCUUUUUAUUGUGAAAAUAUUUAAUAUACAUAUGUACAUAUUAUAUGAAAAUGGAGAUAGAAUUAUUUUAAUAAAAACUUUAAUACCAAAAAUGCACCUAAAUAUGACUCAGCUUGAUUUGUGUGUAUCAGCGAAAAUGGGUCAUUGUGGAUGCAUGAAACGGUCCAGGGUUGUCUCACAAACGUCCACUUUUUUAUAUACCGGAUAGAAUGAACAUAUGAUUCGAAACUGGGUGGUUAAGGAAAGUUAACACAUUUAGGAAAUCCAGUGAAUAAUCCACCGAAAGCGGAAUCUGUGGAAACAUGAAGGCUGCAGAAAGUAAACCGGUCAAACUGAGUUUCCGCAUUCAUUGUUCCGGAAACUCAACGGAUAAUUGAGUAUCCUCUGAAUUUACGAGCUGCGGAAACAUGACGGCAGUUAGCGUUUCCGCAAGAGUAAACCUGACGGAAACGCGAGUAUAAGGGAUGCGUUUAAGCGUGUCCGCAGAAACUGAAACAUGACGGAUACACGUGUUCCCCGUUACAAUUCCGUCCGCGGAUAUUUAGGUUUCCGUUAGAUAACCGUUACAAAAACGGAAACGGAAACACCUUUUUUCAACCUGUGUGUUCGUGUCCUGGUAAAUGGAUCGCGCCUCAGUGCGAGUGGUUAUCCAGCUUUCAAAAAUGACAGGUUAGAAAACAUUACGUUCCACUGAGUGAGUGUACUACUUCGGGAUUUUUAAACUAAACCGCGAAAUCAAAAGAGAUGACAGUGCCAAGUUUUAAUUUUAAAAUAAGUAAGCGUCUCUUAAAUUUCAUAUCAUAGAUUGUAAGGACUUGUAAGAGUCCAAAUUAAAUGCUCGACCUCCCGAGUAAAAUAAGUGCCAAAGAAAUAAUAAUUAGAAAACCAGAUCUGUUAUUCGAUUUUAUAUUGGUGUAGCAUAUUUAUCUUGCUGUGAGACCUUUUAAUUGGCGACAAUGAGGAAUGUUUUCGUGUUGGCUCUCAUCGUGUGACACUCAUGGAAGCAGUUUUUGCUAUUAGAUUAUUCUGAAGUACAAUUAUGCCCUUGUUCGCACUAAUGCGUUUUCAAAAGUAUGCGUUUUUAUGUCAUCGAAAACGCAUCGAUCGAGUCGCGUCCAUACGACCGUUUUGAUGCGCUUUCGACUGUCCACACUAAAAAAUUACAAGUUCGAAAACGAUUGCACGUUGUGACGACGUACCGGUUGAAUUCUAUGUAUAUGCUACAGACACACGCGCCUGCUAUAUUUUCGGUCAUCCUUACGAUAUGUAUGAGUUUUCAUUUUGAUCCAAUUUCAAGAGCGUUUUCAAGUCUAUGCUUUUUCGAUGAAAACGCUCAGCCUUUUUAGUGUGGACGGGGCCUUAGUUAUGUUUAUAUAAACAGUAGAGUAUUAUGGACUAGUUAAUUUAUAGCGUAUCGUUUGAGUAUAGCUGAUGAAACCAACAUUCUCAUUCUCUCCCAUCAGAACAUAAUCUACUGAAGAAUUUUACUAAUUUUUGAAGUAAUAACACUGAGCCUUUCUUUAAACAUUGAUUUCAGCUACUUUGCGACAUGGGAACUACCGAAUCUGCGUGUAAAAGAGGUCACGAAUCUCGUUGUGCUUGUUGUGCACACAAUAGGUGUUGACAGCACAAAUCUGUAAGUGAUGCUGAUCAAAGUAGGCAGCUGUUACGGUUUAAAAUCGUAUAUUUGGUUUGCUUGGGUUUCCUCUAUCUUGUAGGCGACACUUUCUUAACCACUUAUCCUAAGUAUAAAGACUUCGUUACUGUCGUCUUUAAAUCGUUUUUGUUGGAUCGUUUUAAUUAGGGUUAGGAUUUUUGCUCAAAACUGUUAUCCUUUGAUUUCAGUGGUAUUUAUUUUCUAGGUCCCCCUAUUGAUAUUGAAUAAAGAACACUUUUAUAAGUUCAACGCACUUAGCCAAUUAGAAAUUAUCAAGUCUGAUUGGUGAAAUACGAGGCAGUCCAAGACCCAAUUGAUAUCCCCUUCCUCCACGUCCCGCCUGGAUCCGCCCCUGGUGCUAAAUGUGUUGGCGGUUAAUGAGAAGCAUACUUACACUUGAAACGUAAGGUUACUUUUCAUAGAAAACGCAGCGCUACCCGUCAGUAACGUUUUAUUAUUUUCUGUUGAUGUUGUUGCUGUUGUUGUUUGUGUGUGUGUGAAGAGAAAGCUGUGGAAAGGGCUCCAUCAAGUUAUUACAAGAUACAGCAAGUAACCGUGGGAUCAAAACUACAUGUUAUGAUGACCCAGAGUAAGUGGAAUCAUAAAAUGUUAUUUCUUUUGUCUUGGGGUUGUUGUUGCUCUACUGAUCACUAGAAAGAGAUAGGAUCAGCUCAAAACUCACAAUUCUGAAACUAAAAAUGUCCUUAUCGGACGUGCAGAAAUGUCUCCAACUGGAUUGUAUUUUGGGCCCACUUCUUGGCAGGAUAGCCCUUUACUCUCUCCCCUCUACCUUGAAAGUUCGAAUUCUAACUUUUUUUCUUUCUUCUUGUUAAGAUGCUAUACAACCCGCACUCUUCGUUCAUGACAUCUGCUUUUGUCUCAUAUUUUACGGUGCUGAAAACUGAGUAAAAUCUAAAGACUCUCUAUAGUUUGAGUCUAUAAUGGAGUGGUAGAAAUACUACGUUGAACUUUCUUUCGCUUAUUUUUUGUUUCUUUCUUUUCUUCCUUGCAGCCAGGUACAACAUCUCUUAUGUGCUGAUCAUCCACUUGCGAAAGAAUGCAUUUUCUUUAAGAAUUCGGAGAGGAAGAUCUCACAAACUGUCAAUCAGGGCUGGAAGGGGUACGUUUUUACUCAUGUUGUGCAAAACCCUCCCCGCACCUUUUGACGUUUUGAAAUUUGACAUUUUGACACGAGAAACUGUUUUUUGAAAGUGGCCGGGGUCAGGGGUUUUUAAAAAGACGUUUACAGGCUCUCCUCAGUUCUCUCUUCCCAUCGUCAUUGGCUCGGUCGCUAUUUCACUGCUCGCCCGCUUUUUUGGCUCGUCUGUACUAUUCAAUUGAACCUCUUAAUAGCCUGCGUAUUAGGGGCCGGUUUGUUUUUUAGUGCGAUGGAAGAAAUCUCUCUCCUUCACCUGCUCUCCUAGCGCGGCCUUUAAAAAAAAUAACCGGCGCCUACGCGAAAGCAAGUACCACUCGUUCAUUUCUGUGCAAGCGCAGUCGAGUGCUUCUAAACUUGAUGAAAUACAAGUUGUGACAGAACGGCUUUUAAAACUUACCACUAGAUUUAGUCAUUAAUUGUAUUAAGGAAUCCUGUGUUGUUAAUAGAGAGGUUAACGAAACAUUUCGUUUGCGGGUUGUUGCCCUUUGCCUUGGAAGCCUCAAACUCACAACCCAAUCAGGAAAAUUCAUAGGAAGUUUUACAAUUCAUAGGACGUUUUACAAUAUGGAUUUAACAAAGUUGGAGGAUCAUGCAGAAAUAUCUCUCAACAAUAAAUUUGGAUCCUAGGAGGGACCCUGAUUCAAAGGAAAGUUUUAGAUCAGAACUAAGACGAAAAAUUUGUUAUUAUAUUUUUUUCUGUAAAAUAUUUUAGGUGGAAGGUGCUGGCCAUCACUUUGUCUGCGGUUGUGGGUGUUUGUCUCAUUGCAGCAGCGGUUCUGUUCAUCUGCAGAAGAAGACUCGUGAAUGGAAUGUUUUCAGUUGGUUACAAAAAUCAUACUGAUCCAUAAACAAUAGUGAAGAGUACAUCCAAGCACAGGUGGACCAUCCGAAAUGUUCGAGGCAUCGUGAUGUCACGCGCGACACAUGUUCCUAACGCCUGGUCUAGGCUUAAUUGAAGUGAUCGGGAGAAAUUCUUCGUAAAAUACUGAAAUCAGCACCUUUUGAUUCCAAAUAUUGAUAUGAUGUAAGAAAAAUGAAUACAAAAAAUGAAUACAGUUUCAAGCGACAAAACGCCACAAAAACGCAGAACACGACACUAAAA